This is a messenger RNA of Anopheles aquasalis, 720 nucleotides long. RefSeq lists its product as uncharacterized. The record is from RefSeq and is a predicted model, not a curated record. NCBI's taxonomy places the organism in Eukaryota, Metazoa, Arthropoda, Insecta, Diptera, Culicidae.
GUGGCGGUGGUGCUAGUCAAUCGUGAAUCUUGAGCGCGAGAAACGUACACCGAUAAAAAAAAAGGUCUCCAGAUCCGCGCCGGAUUGUUGUUUGCUCUCGGGUUUCAACUUGUGUUGGCGGAACCGACCAAAAACCACCCCAUCCGCGAAAGACAAACUCUCUUGGGCGGCAUCAACAUUCUCGGGACCGGGAACCGGCCAUCAGUGUAGUGGCGUACGCCAAAGGUGUCAGAUCGUGGUGGUGCCAAAGGUGCGUGUUCUGUGCUGUGCGUGACAACAUGAUUCCCUGGCAACGGUUUCUACUGUUCGGUGUGCUGCUGCUCGCGUUGCUAGCUGAUCGACAGCACCAUGGACAUCAACGUGGAUCGACCGGAGCGACGGCGAGCAUCAUCUAUGCCGGUUACAAGCUACCGAUGCCACACCACCGCACAUUCUACAAAUCAUUCGGCGAGCGUAAGAUCGGUCCCAAUCUGUACGAGGUGACGACCAUCAUCCAGGAGGACAUACUGAUCCGCAAACAGUGCGAAUGUAUGGUGCGCUACCGGUGCCGAGUACCGCGGAACAUCUUCUACCUCGACAACCAUGACUGCCACCAUCGGGAGCGAGUGUGCUGCGAGAUGCUGGAGAACGCGUACGAAUCGACCGCGAACGAGACGAGGGCGGCGGCCAGUGAUCGGACCAGCGAUAAUGAAAUCUAAUCGUAUCGUAGUAACACCAACC